Molecule: messenger RNA, 2124 nt
Organism: Asterias rubens (European starfish)
Lineage: Eukaryota; Metazoa; Echinodermata; Asteroidea; Forcipulatida; Asteriidae
Product: tetratricopeptide repeat protein 5-like
Exons: 10
Coding region: 52-1362 (436 amino acids)
Molecular function (GO): protein binding
Source: RefSeq, a predicted model, not a curated record
CUACCGCUGGUCUAUGGGCUCUACUCGUUGUAUAUAAACAACUUUGCAGCAAUGGCGGCAGCAGACGAAAACGAAAAUAUUUUGAACAGAGCAAAGAAAGCUGUUCAGGAUCUGUAUGACUUCAGAGACCACUUCUUUGAGAAGAAUGAUAUUGAACGAGCCAUUCAUAAGACGGAGGAACUGGGUCUGGAGCUGACAAAGGUCGUCGCACUCUUAGACGAGAUACAAAGCCAGAUUAAGAAUCGAGCAGAGUAUAUGCUCCAGCGUGGUAGAGCUCUGAAUGUCAUGCCAGAGUUCAGCUCUGAGGCUUUGGAGUGUCUGUCUAAGGCGGUGAAGCUGGAUCCCAAACUGGUGGAGGCGUGGAACCAACUCGGAGAAUGUUACUGGAAGAAUAAAGACAUUGAAGCGGCAAGGAACUGCUUCAACGGAGCCUUGAACCAUUCAAGAAACAAAGUAUCACUCAGAAAUCUCUCCAUGGUGUUGCGGCAACUUGGCAAAACGAAAGAGGAGAGGGCAAAGUUCAUCCAAGAGAGCGUCGAGCACGCCAAGGAAGCGGUGCAGCUGGACUACGGCGAUGGCACGUCAUGGUUCAUCGCUGGCAAUGCGUACCUGACAGUGUUCUUCAAUGGAGGCCAGAAAUCAGGAAUUCUCAAGCAGUGUCUAGGUGCCUACUCACAAGCGGAGAAGGACACAGUUCAAAAAUCAAAUCCAGAUUUGUAUUUCAACAGAGCAACAAUUUUCAAGUUUCAAGAAGAUUAUGUGGCUGCGUUGGAUGGUUACAAGAUGGCCCAGUCAUUGGAUCCAAUGUCGUCGGAACCAAAGGAGAAAUUAUCGGAACUCAUCACAUACCUCCAAAGAGUAACACAAUUAGUUCAGCAAAAGGGUAAACUCAAAGCCAAGCGCCUUCAUCAAUUAAUAGCAUCAAUUAAAGAGUCUGACUUGGGUCCCUACGGUGGCGGCUCCUACACCCCACCAACAGGGGACCCUGUGAAGCUGGAGGUCACCCCGCUCUCCAGACUGAAGCCAGGACCCAAUCCAGAGAGGGUGGUUCUUGGAAAAGUUGUGUGCAGCGUUGGAAGUGACAAACCAAUACCAUUUACAUUUGCAAUGGUGGAUGCAGAGGGUACCUGUUUUGCUGUCAAUAUCUACAACAUUGCACAGGGUCAGGGUACCAUCAUAGGAGACUCGGUAGCCGUCCCCGAGCCUUACGUUCAGAGUAACGACUUUGAGUUUGAUAAGAAGAAUAUAAAGUUCUCUAGUAUGAGAGUUGACACGCCUGUGGCACUCGUCGUCAAUGCGAAGAAACUAGGACUAGAGAAACAAGCCCCUGCCGAAGUCUCGCUGUAUUCCAAGAGUGAAUGAAAGAAUGUCUACCACUGGAUACCCUGAUGAAUGAGCCCAGUUGUCGUGUGUCACUGUCUACUGUUGGCAGGAAGAUUUGUAAUUUUAUUUAUUAAUUCUGGUUGUGAAGCCACUGACUCUCAGAAAAGCUUCGCAGUCAGGUAGGGACUGGAAACAUAAUCCACAUGCAACGCUCCAGUUGAUUUGAACCCGUGUCCUAGGGGUGGGUUGCAAGGAAAAAUACCACUACACCAAGUCAAUCACCCAAAGUAGCUCAAGUUCCCUUAGUUUAUUUACCGAGGCCAUUACAAAACAUUUGCGAAAUGUACAAUUUUGCCUAUUGGGGAUUCUCGGGGUACACAGCUAGCUGGGAAGUUCUUUGCCUAUUAACCCUAGCCUGGUACUAGGGCGAUUACAUUGGCUGAAUUUUCUGCCUGUGUAUUGGCAGGGCGGAUUAAAUCAGACCUACAUAUAAUGCAAUGUAUUGGUUAUACAAACAAAAAAAAUCAAUUUUGUGACAAAAAUAUCGUUUUGGACGUCCGCUUUGAAAGGAUGUACACCUUGACUGCAAUCAUAAUUUAAAUAAUUUUUAUUUGCAAUUUCUAAAACCUGUAUUUUACAGUUUAUAAACGCAUGGUAUUUUUUAAAUACAGGGCACUGCAGCUAGUAUUUUUAACUUAGAACGGAGUUUGUCAACAACACUGAAGAGGUUGUUUAUUUUAAAGCCAUUGGACACUUUCGGUAAACAGUAUUGUCCAAAGGCCCACACUUCGUGUAUCACAA